This is a messenger RNA of Clupea harengus (Atlantic herring), 1944 nucleotides long. RefSeq names its product proline rich 15 like a (gene prr15la). The record is from RefSeq and is a predicted model, not a curated record. NCBI's taxonomy places the organism in Eukaryota, Metazoa, Chordata, Actinopteri, Clupeiformes, Clupeidae.
AGGUAGAGGCGGGGCCUGUGAGUUUGGGGAAGAACACCUGUGGCACCUCCACCUGACAGAGCCACAGAGAGAGCAGGAGCUGACCAUUACUGUCGCUGCAUGCAGGGAGGACAGGAACCACUGAGAUACGGAAAAGACUGUUAUUAAAUUGGGAGAGGAGGAUUUUGGGGAAAUGGUCUGACCUUGUUUUGGAAGGGGUUUAUUGCGUUUUGGACCACAGAAAUCUCCUCCUGAAACGAAGACUGCCCUGCACUCUGUAAGACACAUCCACAGAUCUCUGCUCUGCUCCGUCCCGGUGUGUGGAGAUGACUGAACCGGCCCCCAGCUGGUGGAAGCUCACCUUCCUGAGGAAGAAGAAGUCCGAGCCCAAAGUCCUGUAUGAGAUCCCCACUGACUAUGGCAGCAACACGGGCCUUGGGCCAGAUGGCGACCUCCUGCCCAAUGACAGUCAGUUCAACGCCCGCCUUGAGAAGAUUGUGGACAAGACGGCCACCAAAGGCCGCCACGUGAAGGUGUCCCACUCCGGCCGCUUCAAGGAGAAGAAGAGGAUCCGUGCCACACUUGCCGAGAACCCAGAACUGUUCCCCAGCACGCAGGCCAGCGAUGAGAACCAGCAGAGAUCCCAAUAAGGGAGACUACAACGCACAGUGGACUGUCAUGUCCUCACUUGUCCGCAGAUAUACACAUACAUAUAUGCAGAGAUUGAAGAGAAACACAAACUACUCGGAGAAAGAUAACUGGCAGAUAUACAAGCAGAUCUGCUCCACACACACACACACACACACACACACACACACACACACACACACACACACACACACACAGGAAAUGUGAGGGUGUAAUACAUGAAAAACCUUGCACAAUUAAAAUCCAUUGAAGCCAUUACAAACCAGAGGCACUAUGUGUGUAGUCGAUUUCAGCAGGCAAGAUGCAUCUAAUAUUCCAUUACUGAGAUUAGAACCUCCAGCUCUCAGAAGGAUAAGUGACACACAAGCACGCACGCACGCACGCACGCACGCACGCACGCACGCACGCACGCACGCACGCACGCACGCACGCACGCACACACACACACACACACACACACACACACACACUACUUCAUGUAGUACAGAGUGAAGGGUAAGUUCCAUACAUAAUCAAUGUCCCUCUGAAAGAAGAUAUAUCCAGUUCUCAGAAGGCACCCCAUGGUCCACUAUAUCCCACAUAAACAGUUAAAUAAUUAAUACCUAUAGUCAGCGCAAGCAUUUAGUGUUUUAACUAAUCAUAAGACCGGUGAUUUCCACAUACUCAGGCCUAUUGUCAGCCAUAUGCAACUGGUGUGUUUUUGUAAAAAGUAAAUAGUUUACAUAUAAAGUUUCCACUUCAUGACAAAGAUGGUACAAUUACCUUGAUAGCUUUUGUUGGACUGUGAUUGGUUGGAUGGUCUCUAUGGUAACCAUGGCCCAUUAUGGUUGAAUCAUACUGGUGCUCAGAUCAAGGGAGUGUAAACAUGAAAAUUAUAUUAAAAAUGUUAAAGAAAAUAAAAAGCGAGCUAUAAUGUAUGUUUUAUCAUUAAAUUGUAUUUGGUAUGUCAGGGAUUUUUUAACACUUCAACACUUUAACACUUCAAUUUUUGAAGACCAUUUGGACUGUAACAAGGAAAAAACCCAUAUACUCCAGUAUUUUAAUUUUGUAUCAUCUUAUAUUUGUGUACAUACGAAAUAAAUGUUUAAGACUAUAUUUAGAGCUAUACUUUCAUAGCGUGGAGCUAACAGUAGUCAGUUAAUCUUCAGAGUUGAAUUGUUACUCUGAUUUCCUUUCAAGAUAAAUGUCCAAAUUGUUUUGUGUGUUAUAUAAAAGAAAACAGCUUUAUAUUCAACUGUACAUUUUGGUUAAUUUUGUAAAAUAUGAAAGAACUAAAGAAGUUUUGAUAUGUGUAAGAAAAUAAACAUGUUUGAUUUA